Rotaria sp. Silwood2 is the source of this 520-nucleotide messenger RNA. Lineage: Eukaryota; Metazoa; Rotifera; Eurotatoria; Philodinida; Philodinidae. The record is from the annotation of a GenBank genome assembly.
GCAUCUUAUUAAUAAUGAUUAUAACCGAGCAUUAGAAUUUUAUGAGAAAGCAUUAGAAAUUCUUCAACAAAAAUAUGGUGAUGAUCAUCCACGUCUAGCAGAAUGCUAUAAUAAUAUGGCAAUGGUUCAUAAAAAUCAAGAACACUAUCGAGAAACUCUUAAUUUCUAUAAUAAAGCAUUAUCUAUUUAUGAAAAACAUAACGACGAUAAUAAUAUUAAUUUAGCUUUGUCUUAUAACAAUGUUGGUUUAAUUGAUCGUCAUCUAACUGAAUAUGAUCUUGCAUUAGAAUAUUGUAAUCGAUCAUUAAAAAUUUAUGAAAGUAUUCUUCCACUUAAACAUUCUCUUAUUUCAAUGGCAUUGGAAAAUAUUGCAAAUAUGUAUUACGAUAAAGAAGAUUUUCGUCAAGCAUUUAAAUAUUAUGAGAAAGCAGCUAAGAUUUAUCGUCAUAUAUUACCUUCAACACAUCCUGAUGUUUUACAAAUUCGAAUGAUUAUUAAAAAAAUUGAAGCGAAAAUUUAA